Messenger RNA from Sceloporus undulatus (fence lizard), 2573 nucleotides. It is a transcript of the gene LRRC74B, whose product is annotated as leucine rich repeat containing 74B. NCBI's taxonomy places the organism in Eukaryota, Metazoa, Chordata, Lepidosauria, Squamata, Phrynosomatidae. The record is from RefSeq and is a predicted model, not a curated record. Bases 70 to 1317 code for a protein of 415 amino acids. Gene Ontology annotation, molecular function: protein binding. The transcript has 11 exons.
GCCGGGGCGCGACGCCGUCGCCAUGGCAGCCCGAGGCCUCCUAGGCCUGACUAGGCCCGAGCCGCGGAGAUGCCGAAGCCGCCGCUGUCUCCGGUGCCGGAGCAGGAGCCGGACGCCGGGGCUCGGUUCCCCGAGAGCCCUUUUCCCACCGAGGCCAGUCGGAGCAGCUCCGGGUCCCGAAGCUCCGCGGCUUUUUCCAGGUCUGCCGAUGAACCUCUUGUUCAUGAAGAAAGCGAUGAUUGCGACCCAGAGAACAAGGAGAGCGAUUCGGAGGAAGAAGACUGGGAUACGGACCUUGAAAUAGAAGGUUCAAGGAAGUCGUACAAUUCCGCAGGAAGAGCCAAAUACCUUGAGGCUUGCCAAACGUAUGGCGUGACCCCCGUCUCUUAUUUUUUACGGCACAUGAAGGAUUCGGAAUUGACCCUGAUGCACCAUGGCCUUGGCCCUAAGGCAGCCAAAGCUCUGGCUCUUUCCUUGACAAACAACACCUCCAUCGUGAAGUUGAACCUGAGUGACAAUUGGCUGAAUGGAGAUGGCGGGGCUGCUGUUGCGGAGAUGUUAAAGGAAAACUACUAUAUUACAGAUGUCGAUUUAUCAGACAACAAACUUGGAGUGAAAGGAGCAAAGGCUCUGUCAGCAACACUCAGAGCAAGUACAACACUUCUGAUCCUGAAGCUUUCUGGAAAUGAAUUAAAUGACCAUGCGGCCAAAUAUUUAGCUGAUGCCUUCAUGGUGAACAACAAAGUGGAGUCCCUUGAUCUGAGUCACAACAUGUUCGGAGAGGCUGCAGGGGAAGUUCUUGGACCAGCGAUUGCAGAAAACGUGGGCCUGAAGGAGCUCAAUCUCAGCUGGAACUCCUUUCGAGGCCAAGGAGCUGUCACUCUCGCCAAAGGCUUGGGGGCAAACAUCUUUCUGCGGGUGGUGGAUCUUACCUACAACGGCUUUGGCAACAGCGGAGCAGCUGCUCUGGGUGACGCCCUGAAAGUCAACAAUGUGCUGGAAGAACUCCGUGUCGGCAAUAAUCGCAUUUCGCUGGAAGGAGCCCUCUCACUUGCCUUGGGCCUGAAGGAGAACAAGACUCUGAAGAGCCUCAGUAUGGCCAGGAACCCGAUCCAAAGCAAAGGCUGCAUCGGGAUUCUCAAAGCUGUUCGAGCCAACCUGGGCACAGCUUUAGAGGUUCUGGACUUCUCAGAAAUUGUGGUGAGGGAGGACUUCGUAGAACUCUGUGAUGCUGUCCUGGAAGUUUUGCCCAGCCUCCAGAUCAAGCAUGAUGGAACCAGUCGCCUGUUCAGAACAUAUUCGUCAAAGGUUUCCUAAGAAGAUCCUCAACACUGGAUGCCCAGGGAAACAUUGCUCUUGGGUACCAGCAGGACUGGAAGGAUAUCAGGAGCCUCUGCUUUUCCUUCUACUGUUGCUCAGUGGAUAGGCAGAGACCUUGGCAUUCUCUUUCAUUCAUAGUUUGCGAUAGCACUGCUUUGUUCUUGUGUUUAACCCUGCAUUUCCCAAAUGUCAGUUAGUCAUGGUGCACCUUUCCUUUCCAAAUCAGAACUAGCAGCCUUUAACUCUCAUCCCCCAAGUCGGGUAAGAGGAGGGAUGUCUGAGCAUUCUUAGCUCGGAACUAAGUUAGGGCGAGGUGGCCCUUGGCUUUGACUUUUGUGGCCCCUGACUUUUGUCCAGAGUUUUGAGGUUGUGUGUCACUGGUAUACAGUACAACACCUGUAUCUGCCAGACUGGUAACUGUGGUUUCACUUAUCCACAUCUGGAAAAAAAAGUUUUUAUGUUUUUAAAAAUGUGUUUUACGUUUUUCCGAAGAUGCUGGUGAAACGUCAGGAAGAAACUCUUCUAGAACAUGGCCACAGAGCCCGAAAAACCCACAAAAAACUAUGUUUUAUGUUUGCUUUCCAUACCUUUGACAAGUAUGUUCUAAAAAAUAUGAACAUAUUCAUUGUGUAUUUCUGCAUGGCAGGGGCUUGGACUAAAUGGCCCUUGAGAGCCCUUGAGAUCCAUUCCAACUCUGUGAUUCUGGGCUCUUGUUCGUUGGUUAGUUUUUCUCAGAAAAGAGUGUGGCUGGUGCCUGGCAAACUUUUUCAAAAGCAAACGUAAUGCAUGGUGUAGUUGGUCAUUCAGAAAGGGGUACAUAGCCUGCCAGGAAUUGCCCAUGAAAUGCCAGUGCAAAUUUGAAACUGCUGACUAAAUCUUUGGACUUUGGGCUUCUCAUCCUGUUUGGAAUGAAGCACCCUGAGCGAUACUGAUUCUGAAGAAGGAACUGUUGUGCAGCAACUCACAGCAGGUUGCCAUCUUGUCCUCUCUUGUUUCAGAAUGGCAGGACCUCCCUGCUUUCCCAGAUUUUCCCCCCAAGCCCCAACAUCUAGCUGCUAGGAACUGAAUCCUGGACUUCUGUGUGCAAAAAACGUUCCUGAGGCCCACUGAGUUGAGCCCAUGGAAUGUCACAAAAAUACCUGACGUUUGGGAAAUGCAGGGUUAAACUGCACUUUUGUUACAGGUGAAAGCUCUCUGUGUAAGGAAAACUUACAUUUGGAAGAAACAUCAUUAAAAUAUUUGCUUCUAGUAAA